GGUAAAAAAAAGCGUAUCCCAAAAUCGGUAAUUGAUUAGAGGCAGCACAACCAAGAUGGCGGACCGAACGCCAGGUGGUUCGCAGAAAUCUAGCGCAAAGGCGCUACUAGAGAGCAAGUUGAAGUCCUUCAGCAUUGGCAAAACGGUCGUGCCCAAGAGGACCCUAAGCAAGAAGGAACAAGAGGAAAUCAAAAAGAAGGAGGAUGAGCGUGCAGCUGCAGAGAUCUAUGAAGAGUUCCUGGCUGCGUUCGAGGGAGGAGAGGGCAAGGUCAAGGCCUUUGUCCGGGGGGGCAUUGCUAAUGCAACUAAAGAGGAGGCUGCUUCCGAUGACAAGAAGGGCAAGCUGUAUAAACCCAAGUCUCGCUUCGAAACCGCAGCACCACCGAAAAGCAGCUUCCUGCCUUUGGAAACCCCUCCACAGUUUUUAACAUUAGAUAAAAAACAUACACUGAAGAAAACAACUGAAAAGGGAAAGAAGAAAAGCAACUUAGAGCUCUUUAAGGAAGAACUGAAACAAAUACAGGAAGAGAGGGAUGAAAGACACAAGAUAAAAGGCAGAGUCAGUCGAUUCGAACCUCUCUCUGGGAUGGAGGGAAAACGCUCCUCAGUGGAUGGUUCUUCAAGAAGAAACCGUCCGUCCAGUGUUCUGGACGACUCUGCACCUGGUUCCCAUGACGUCGGAGACCCCUCUACGACUAACUUAUAUCUCGGGAACAUCAACCCACAGAUGAACGAGGAGAUGCUGUGUCAGGAGUUUGGGCGUUACGGCCCUCUGGCCAGCGUGAAGAUCAUGUGGCCGCGGACGGACGAGGAGAGGGCCAGGGAGAGGAACUGUGGCUUUGUGGCCUUCAUGAACCGGAGGGAUGCGGAGAGAGCUCUGAAGAACCUCAACGGGAAGAUGAUGAUGAACUUUGAGAUGAAGCUGGGCUGGGGUAAAGGUGUACCUAUCCCACCUCACCCAAUCUACAUCCCCCCCUCCAUGGUGGAGAAAACCCUCCCCCCGCCCCCCUCCGGCCUGCCCUUCAACGCACAGACCCGCGAGAGGCUGAAGAACCCCAACGCCGCCUUGCUCCCUCCGCCCAAGAACAAGGAUGAAUUCGACAAGACUCUGUCCCAAGCCAUAGUCAAAGUGGUUAUCCCAACAGAAAGGAAUUUGCUCUCUCUCAUCCACCGAAUGAUCGAGUUUGUGGUGCGUGAGGGCCCCAUGUUCGAAGCCAUGAUCAUGAAUCGAGAGCUUAGCAAUCCCAUGUACCGGUUUCUGUUUGAGAACCAGAGCCCAGCACAUGUCUACUACCGCUGGAAACUCUACUCCAUACUACAGGGAGAAGCGCCAACAAAAUGGCGGACGGACGAAUUCCGCAUGUUCAAGAACGGCUCGUUGUGGCGCCCUCCUCCCCUUAACCCCUACUUACACGGCAACUUUGAAGAGGGGGAGGAGCCAGAGGACGAAGAGGAGGAACCUGGGAAGAAAGGAUGUUUAAAAGACGUAGAACGUGAUCAACUAGAAGAGCUGUUGAGAGGUCUGACUCCUAGGAAGGGUGACAUAGCAGAGGCCAUGUUGUUCUGUCUGAGUCAUGCCGAGGCUGCAGAGGAGAUCGUGGAGUGUGUCACAGAGUCUCUCUCCAUCCUCAAGACACCACUUCCCAAGAAGAUUGCACGGUUAUAUCUUGUGUCUGAUGUGCUGUACAACUCAUCUGCUAAAGUAGCCAACGCGUCCUACUACAGAAAAUACUUUGAGGCUAAGCUCUGCCAGGUCUUCUCAGACCUCAAUGCAACAUACAAGACCAUACAGGGUCACCUUCAAUCAGAGAACUUCAAGCAACGAGUGAUGUCAUGUUUCCGUGCGUGGGAGGACUGGGCCGUGUACCCAGAUCCCUUCCUCAUCAAGCUACAGAACGUCUUCCUGGGUCUAGUCAACCUGUCAACUGAGGAGGCGUCUUCCACUCCCAUCACAGUAGAGAAACCACCGUUUGAACACCUAGCCCCUAGUCUGUUGGCCCAGCCUGAGCCAGUGGAGGACAUCGACGGGGCCCCCAUUGGGGAGGACAUGGAUGGGGCCCCACUGGAGGACGUGGAUGGGGUUCCUAUAGGACUGGACGGGGGUGCCGUGGUGGCCGGCGCCCCUCUAGACGGAGCUUCCCUGGGGCUGGAUGAUCUGGAUGGAGUGCCCAUCAAAGCCCCGGAGGAGGACAUAGACGGACUGCCCUUGGAUCGUGCUGCGGCCAAAGCUGCAUCCUUUAAAGUAGCACCUUCAAAAUGGGAAGCAGUGGACGAGUCUGAGCUGGAGGCACAGGCCGUGACCACCUCAAAGUGGGAGAUCUUUGAGCAGCCAGAGGAGGAGAAGAAGGACGAGGACGACAGUGAUGAUGACACCAAGAGUUCUCGUUCAGAGGAGCCUCCCAGUUACUCCAACCCCAUCAGAGACGACUUGGACUCCAAGACCAAGCACUCUGAGAUGAAUGAGGACAGACGCACCAAGCUACGGGAGAUAGAGGUCAAAGUGAUGAAGUUCCAGGACGAGCUGGAGUCUGGGAAAAGGCCCAAGAAGUCUGGCCAGAGUCUCCAAGAACAGGUGGAACACUACAGAGACAAACUGUUACACAAGGAAAAAGAAAAGGAGAAACUGGAACGAGAGAAAGAGAGGGAGAAAGAGAGGGAGAAAGAGAGGGAGAAAGAGAGGGAGAAAAGCGAAGCUCGUUUAAAAGACGCCAAGAAGGAGAAGGAGGAGUCUACUCCGACCAGGAGAGACAGGCGUGGUCUGUCUCCUGUGGUUGCUAAGAAACGGCGUCACAGCGGCUCGCCCGGCAGCCCCCCGAGGAGCAGCAGCAGACGGGCUCGCUCCCCUUCUCCCCGCUCGGAGAGGUCAGAACGUUCCGAACGCUCGGACCGCUCCUACUCCAAGGACGUAGUGUCGUCACGAUCCCGCUCCUCCCACAAAGACUCCCCUCGCGUCACCAGCAGCAAGAAGUUGUCCAAAAGGUCUCCCUCUUUACCCCGCACGCCCAAACGUUCCAGGAGAUCACGCUCCAGAACACCCAAGAAAUCCGCUAAGAAGUCACGGUCAAAAUCACGGUCUCCGCAUCGGUCCCACAAGAAAUCAAAGAAGAGCAAACACUGACAAAUCAUAUCCCUGUUCACUCUCCUCUAUACACCCCCCCCCAACCUCCACCAUACACACCCCCUCUCCAGUGAUGGAUAAAUAAUAUAAUAAACUGGAGUGGCUGCUCCAUUCCCUGCCUGAAUGUUCCUGUGAAGAAGAGGAUGAUGAAGAGGAAGGAGUAAUGGGUAUGCCAUGUUGGGUCUCGAUGUAUCCAGCCUGGUUGCCAGGUGUGGUGUCUCUUGAUCUAGCCGUGUUGCCAUGUUGGGACUAAAUGGAUCCAGCAGGGUUGCCAUGUUGGGACUAAACACAUUUUGCCAGAAUGGAUCUAACCCGAAUAAUAAGAAAUUAUGAUCUGGAUAUGUGUCCUGCCCACUCUUCCACCGCCCAAUAGGGCUAAUCCUUGUAGUAGACCACACCCCCAGUGUGUGAUGUAGUCUUUUUUUUCCCAUGAUAUCCUUUUCUUUUUUUCAUAAAUUAAUAAAAAGGAUUCAUAAUAAAAAAUAAAUUUGUCCUUUAACUUUUUGGAACGCAAAUCGUUUCAGACAAGUCCUAGAAGUCUUCUCCCCCCUGCUGGUUCAGUCCGUUUCCUCUAUUUUGACACAAACCAAAUAAGCAGUAUUUCUCUACAGACGACACCAGAAUGAAUUUGAGGUCAGUUAGAAGAUAGAACUGUUAGAAGUUCAACAGGUAAUAGAUCAGUCAGUCUUUUCUGACAGACAGGAAUCCUAAUGUACCUGUUCAGCGCUGGUAUUAAACAUAUGGCUGUUCUGUGCCUGAGGACACCCCAAACAGACAAAGAUUCUUGCUCAGUCUGUAAUGGCAGAGGUGGAAACGGGAGGAAGUUUGGAACUGUACUUGACAACACUGAAAAUAUACAAGCCCAACUGCUUCCUUUUGUAGAAAUAAACAUAUCAGAUGAUGUGUAACUUAGACUACGCAUAUCUUUAAAAGCAAAAACAACGAUUUAAAUGUUUUUCGAGGUCGAGGGCCAUGCGUCCUCCGAAACACAACCCAACCCAACCACAACCCAACUGCUUGUUGACACAAUGCCCAUCCAACCCAGAAGCCAGCCGCACCAAUGUGUCAGAGGAAACACCGUACACCUGGCGACCUGGUCAGCGUGCACUGCGCCCGCCACAGGAGUCGCUAGUGCGCACUGAGACAAAUCUCUGCUGGCCAAACCCUCCCCUAACCCGGACGACACUGGGCCAAUUGUGCGCCGCCACAUGGGCCUCCGGGUCGCGACAGAGCCUGGACUCGAACCCAGAAUCUCUGGUGGCACAGCUAGCACUGCGCCUUAGACCACUGCGCCACCCGGGAGGCCCUAAUGUUUUUCAAGGUUAAACAAAGUUGGUUGAGUUCAUUCCUUGCUGGGUGUAUAGGUCUAAGGCACUGUAUCGCAGUGCUAGCUGUGCCACCAGAGAUUCUGGGUUUGAGUCCAGGCUCUGUCUCAGUGGUCUAAGGCUGUGCCACCAGAGAUUCUGGGUUCGACUCCAGGCUCUGUCUCAGUGGUCUAAGGCUGUGCCACCAGAGAUUCUGGGUUCGAGUCCAGGCUCUGUCUCAGCCGGCCGCGACCGGGUGGACACUACAUCAGAUGGUGAACUCUGCUACUCCGUUGUCAUGGUCUACAUAAGUACAUUUUAAUAAACAUCUACUCUGGUUACACUUGAGCGAACAGGGAUAUAUCCACGAGGGAUGGUAUAGAAGUUGAUAUCCAGAAAGCUCUGCCACACAGAUUGUUUUUAUUAAACUACAUAUCCACUAGGUGACAGUAUGAUGCUGCUUUAAAGGUUCACAAUUCUAGAGACUUCUAACAAUCCUGUAUUGUGUUAUUCAUUUGUUUUUAAUGUUGUUGACCUUUUUAAAAGUUGCCUACACAUCAACAUCUCAAGCACAGAAGUUUUGCCAUCAGUUCUCAGUCCCACUCGGUCGUGUUUCUGGGAAAGAACAGAUGGAUGUACUGAAAAAUGUGUGCUUACACACAUACACACUCUCUUUCUUACUUUCUCUCUCUCUCUCUGGGGCUACCUAACACUGUAAUGUGUCUUACAUAUCGCUCACUAUGUGCUACGAGCCUCGGUGAGAAAGAACCGUUGUCUUUGCCAGGAUAGGAUUUGGGGUGUUUGCUGUGUAACUGUUCCAUGGGAAAGCCCUGUGCUGAAGGAAUGAUGUGCUGUCAGAUUAGAGAAACUAUCUGUUUAUCUGUCUAUCUGGAAUAGAGUCCUUGCUUGUUUAGAGCCCUGCAUCUGUCCUCACAGAUCCCCAGUGGAGUUUAGCCAAAGAUACAAUGGUAAACUGUCUCCAUGAUGCCGGAUGUGUUGAGUCCCAUCCAUGUGUACAAUACUGGGAGAAAGUCUGUCUUGCUGAGACACUGCAUGGCCAUUAAGGCUGGCUUGGACCACUCCUCUGGAAGUAAAAACCUAAAGCACAGAUGUGAUCUAUAGAGGAUGGCCUCACAGUUAAAGACAUGGGAACACUGCGCGUGUGUGGCCCCUUGGAUAAAGACAUGGGGACAGAGACUGAUUCAGUUUGGAAGUGUCGGUAGUAAGGGAUAAACGAUACCUUUUCAAGCCUCUGAUGUCUUGACGUUUAUGGAAGUACUGUCUAGAAAGACCCCUUGUGACACAUUGUAUUGAUGUGUUAAUCCUCACGAUAUAACAUGGCUGAAAUUGUAUGAUCUAUAAUAAUAAUUCAUUUAAUUUGUAAAGUGCUUUUCUCACACCAAAGGUGCUUAAAAAUUAUUAAAAACAAUCCAAAAUAACAACAUAGAACACACACAGAAUUAUCAGAAUUCCUUUUCUGACCAGCAAGGUCUUGAUAAUGUAUAUAGACUGUAAACUAGACCAUAAAGCAUCUGCUAUAAAACACAUUGAUGGAUUUAUCUAUUGUUAUAGAAGUCAUAGGCUACUUUGGAAAAGUCACCUAAAUAAUUACCCUGGCAUCCAUCUACCCCCUCUAGGCGCUCAAUGUAGAUUCCGGGAAACAAUUGAAUGCAGAAACCAAACAGAGCCAAAAACUAAUUUACGCAACAGUGUCUUUAUUUGCGCACAUUAAGCAUGGGUGAUAAUGUGUUUUUCUACCGGAAUAUUUCGGUUCAUAAAGUAAACUCGAGUUUGGAGUACUACAAGAGCGCCUCUCUGUCUCGCGAUUAAAGUGCAGUCGGCUCUGCUUCCAGUUAGUAAAGGCGUCUACAGGGGUACUUGGGGGUAAUUCAUCCCCCCUUAAGAACAAUGUCUAAUUCCUGACACAAAAAAGCAAUGUUUGGAGAAACAUUUUUUUAUGUAGAUGGUCAUGCUUAGGUGAAUAAACUAUUAAGGGUAA
This is a messenger RNA of Salmo salar (Atlantic salmon), 6421 nucleotides long. Its product is annotated as U2 snRNP-associated SURP motif-containing protein. Gene Ontology annotation, cellular component: nucleus. Lineage: Eukaryota; Metazoa; Chordata; Actinopteri; Salmoniformes; Salmonidae. Gene Ontology annotation, biological process: RNA processing. The record is from RefSeq and is a predicted model, not a curated record. Gene Ontology annotation, molecular function: RNA binding.